AAUUUUUGCUCAAAACCAGUUUGACCAUCUGCCCGCGGACAGGUCACAUCGUGCUCGUUUUCAUGUGCGUUUUCGUCGUCUGCGUCGUCUGGUGAAAAACUCUUUACAGUUUCGUAGCCUUCAAAAAGCGGUUUUCCGUGAGUAUGAACUCCACCGACAGUCCGAACGUUCCGGCGGUCAUCGACCCGGCCCCGGCCGUCAGCGAGCCUACCUUGAUCGGUAUUUCACAACUUCAAGACCCCGGCGAUGUUUCUGCGGUGGCGUUUGAAACGGAGGAGGAACGCGAGUACCGGGAUGGCCUGGAGCGCGAUCGGUUAAAUCGGUUAGCGUUUCUGGAGACGCAGUUUUCCGUGUUUAACGAGUUUAUCAAGGAGCGACGCAACGGGGAGCCGAAGGCGCCUGCCAGGAAGCCGUUGGCCCCGUUGGAUGAGAACAAUAACAACGGCGAGAAGAAGCGGACCAGGCGGCACGUAAGCCGGAACAAGGAGGAGGCGGAGGUUGAGGCGUUGCCUUAUUUUACGGAGUCGCCGCCGUUUAUCAAGAACGGGGUGAUGAGGCCGUACCAGGUUCAGGGCUUGAACUGGUUGAUUUCGUUGUACGAGCGGGGAAUCAACGGGAUUUUGGCGGACGAGAUGGGCCUGGGAAAGACGCUGCAGAGCAUUUCGAUUCUGGGCUAUUUGAAGAAUCACAAGAACAUUAAAGGGAAGCACAUUGUGAUUGUUCCGCUGACGACGAUCGACAACUGGAUGCGAGAGUUUGCGCGUUUUCUGCCGGAAUUGCGCAUCCUGCGAGGUCACUGCUACAAGCCGGACAAGAAAGCGUUCUUCGAAAAUCUUGCCUCGAACAAGUGGGACGUGGUCGUUACGAAUUACGACUUUUUCGUAUCGUCGUUUAACAAGUUCAAACAGAUCAACUAUCAGUACGUGAUUCUGGACGAGGCUCAGCGCAGCAAGAACGAGCAUACCCGGCUGGCGCGGUUCAUGCGACAGCUCACUCACCGGAACAUGCUGUUUCUCACCGGAACGCCCGUCAACAACAACCUUCACGAGUUGUGGGCGUUGCUGAACUUGCUGCUGCCGGAGUUCUUCCAGAACGCGGACGAUUUCGACUCGUGGUUCAAGAUGGAAGACUGCAUCGAUCCGAACCACGAGCGGGCCGUCAGGCUGAAAUCGAUCCUGGAACCGAUCAUGCUGCGCCGGAUCAAGGCCGACGUCGAGGCUGGCUUGCUGCCCAAGAUGAAGACAACUUUUAUGCCGCAAACGCGCACUCAACGGUACUGGUCCAAGCGGGUACUCUGCCGGGACGUUCCGCUGCUCAAAGGAGACGGGACCUACGUCGGCAUGACAAUGGGCAUGCUGUUUGUGUACCUGCGAGAGAUCACCAUCCAUCCGUACAUGAUUCCGCCGGCAGACCCGGACUCCAACUCGCUCGGUCAACACCUGGUCGACUCGUGCUCUCGGAUGAUCGUUCUGGACAAGCUGCUGACCAGGCUGAAGGCACGUGGCUCACGCGUGCUGCUUUUCUCUCAGUUCGUCCUGAUGCUCAACAUCCUCGAGGACUAUCUCGUCUGGAAGGGUUACAAGUACUCACGACUUACCGGCACGACCCCGCAGGAAUCGCGCCAACAGAUGAUCGACGAGUUCAACUCCCCCGGGUCGGAAACGUUCAUCUUCAUGAUCACAACGCGUUCCGGCGGACUCGGCAUCAACCUGCCCACCGCCGACACCGUCAUCUUCUACGACCUGGACUGGAACCCCCAGGCGGACUUUCAAGCCGAGGACCGAGCCCACCGAAUCGGUCAGCUCAAGCAGGUCCACGUGUUCCGCUUCGUCAUCCUGGGCACGGUCGACGAAGCCGUGUACGGCCACUCCCAGCGCAAAACCCAACUCGACAAAGCGAUCGUCAAGAAGAGUCUCGGCGAUGCCGACACCCAGCACGCGGUCGAAUACCACCGGCAGCAGCUCGAGUCCGGCCAAAACAUGGACCCGACGGCCGUCGACGGCAAGCUCGACGAAAUCUUCGCCCAAAUUGACGGCGGCGAACGCAGCGCAGCACUCGGCAAUCUCUGCCAGGAGAUUCACCUGAAGGCGCUCCGCAAGCGAACGCUGUCCGAGGACGAAGCGCUCGAGGCGAUCAAACCACCGGCGAAGAAGCCGAAACCGGAGCUGGAUCUCACCAGCGGCUAUCGCUACAGACCGCGCCGGGCCAAGAAGGUCUGGGUGCCCAAGCAGGACACGGACGUGGUGGUAAAGCUGGCCAAGAGCGAUACCGCCGACAGUAUUCCGGUGCCGGAGCCGACCAACAGCGACAAGGACUGGCAGCCGGAAGUUUAGGACAAAGUCCGUUCAGUAUUACUAUGAUUUGAGUUACCUGAUGAUUGUUCAAGUUUUCGUUUUAUUCGUGUUCCUUGUUUCAAAAUACUCUUGUGUUCUGUUACGCUUCUGUUUGUAACGUUCGAUUUUACCGGUGUCGAAGGUCACCGUCGAGCUCUGCGAGCUAGUUCCGUCCGGAAUCUUUGUACUACUCUUAAUUAUAAAUGAAAUACAAUUCUGUUUAAGAUUAUCGAA
Messenger RNA from Culex quinquefasciatus (southern house mosquito), 2567 nucleotides. Its product is annotated as probable global transcription activator SNF2L1. The record is from RefSeq and is a predicted model, not a curated record. Gene Ontology annotation, biological process: positive regulation of transcription by RNA polymerase II. Gene Ontology annotation, cellular component: nucleus. Lineage: Eukaryota; Metazoa; Arthropoda; Insecta; Diptera; Culicidae. Gene Ontology annotation, molecular function: ATP-dependent chromatin remodeler activity; ATP binding; DNA binding.